AUGUCAAAAGCCCUCACAUUUUUCAAUUGGAAUAAGAAAAACAUGAAAAAAGUGUUCUACGGCAUAUUUGAGAUUGAAGGUGUAAUUUUCCCCACGAAAAGAUUGAUGAUUAAGCUAUUAAUUUCUGGUGGAUUUUGGCGAUCGGAGAUGGCUUCGGCAUCGCCGGCGAUGAACAAGAUAGAGAGGGCGCACCAGAUGUACCGGGACGGCAAAUACCGCGAUGCACUGAAUUAUUACACCGACGCGCUUUACAUGGCAAAAACGACGCCGCAGAAGAUUGCUCUCCACAGCAAUCGCGCCGCCUGUUAUCUCAAGCUCCACGAUUUCAACAAGGCUGCUGAAGAAUGUACAUCUGUUCUGGAGCUUGAUUACAAGCACACGGGUGCACUAAUGUUGCGCGCUCAGACUCUUGUAACCUUAAAGCAAUAUCAUUCUGCCCUUUUUGAUGUCAACCGGCUCAUUGAGUUGAAUCCAUCUUCAGAAGUGUACCGAAACCUUCAAGCACGUUUGAAAACACAAAUGUCACUUGCCCCGAUACCCGAAGACGAAGCCGAGUGUGAAGAAGAUGAUAGCUACGUAGACGAAACAGAACUCGACAACAGCAAUGAAGAAGGAGAAAAAGAAGAUGACGAUGAAAAGGCUAAAGAUCUAGCAGCCAGAGAAAAUGGCGGACAAAAUAAUGCCGUAACAGCAAACAACAUAAAAAAUAGUGAUUUUCAAAAAGUCAAAUUACCAUCUGAAGAAUCACUCUCCCGGAACCAGAUGGAGCAAGGACAGCCCAAUCGACGGGCCUCAGGCUGGCAGACUAUCCCAAAACCAAAAGGGCACUCCAACCUUGACUACUCGAGGUGGGAUCGUGUUGAAGACGAGUCGAGCGAAGAAGAAACUGACGACGAGGAUGAAGAUGACGAUUGUCGCCCUCAGUAUCGGUUUCGUGUUAAGACAGUUGGUGUGAAGGCGGUUAAGUGAGUGGGACCCAAGAUCCUGAUUCGAAUUUGAUGAGGGUAUUCUUGCUCGUUUUUGCCUCCUCAAUCUGUUGACAUGUUGGAAAUAUUAGGUCCAUAUCAUAUACAAUCACGGGUCUCUGGAUAUGCGUGCUGGGCUGCGACUUUAUCAGUCGUCAAUGCAAUGCACAUGACCCUUUUUUUGUUUGGUUUUGUUUUGUUGUUUGGGUUUUAGUAUUGUACACAGGUUCCCAAUGCAAAUGGGAUUUAUGCCAGCAUACUUCAACGUCUCUACUUUGUUUUUAGAUUUACAAGCAUGCAAUCCAUGUAGUGGUGGUGGGGGUGUAACUUGUAAGACAAAUUGUAUUGAAAGAUCAAAAAGCUCCGGUCGUUUGAGCUGAAAAGGUUUAUAAAUUUUGAAUUUGUUGGUUUUUUUUUCUAAUAGUUACAGAUGCGGG
Striga asiatica is the source of this 1402-nucleotide messenger RNA. Lineage: Eukaryota; Viridiplantae; Streptophyta; Magnoliopsida; Lamiales; Orobanchaceae. The record is from the annotation of a GenBank genome assembly.